AAAACAGUGUUCACAUGAGAUAAUGGUAUUUUUUAUUACGCUCUGGACAAUAUGAUAAUUAUUGUCUGAAAUUAUAGCAAAACCGGGCUGAACGUGAGAUCGGAGUGCGAUUAAUGGGACUUGUGAACGCAAACAGACAAAACAGGCAGAGUACCGAUCGCAUCGGUCCAUUUUGAAGCGCUAGCAGGCAGCAAAUGUCUAAGCUAGUAAACCCCUGCUUAAAUGUUUUAAGAAUAAUACAAUUGUAGUCUUAUUUAUUUAGGCGCUGUAUAUUAUAAAUAACAAACAACAAGAUUAUAUUUCUCCUCGUCCUGUAACCAUCAGCAUUAUAUGAAACCCCACGUUGGGUUUAACACUAACACAACUUGCACCAUUUAGCCAGUUAAACGUAGCUGCUGCUAGCUGGCUAAACUGGUAGCCUACACAAGUUAUUAUUAUUAUUAUUUUUAAACGAUUGUUGACACUAUUUAGGCUACGCGAGGAAUCGGUUAAUGACAUUUAUCAGCAUUAUUCAGGAAAGCGGCGGAGAUCACAGGACACAUGCUGGACAAUACCGAAAACAAGAAGCUGCGUUUUUGGUUGUUCCUUUGGUGAAUGCCAUUUGUAUUUCAAUUUUUUAAGAAAUUCCGGGCUAAACCAGGCACUUGGUCUUUAGAUUUAGGUUUUGUUGCAAGUCUCUCAUUUGUGUGUGUUGGAUUGUUAAAAGGCCCGUCGCUCGUAACCUCAGGAUACGUAAAGACUUUGUGUUAUAAGUGCAUUUAUUUAUCAUGGAUCUGAAUUUUUAUCCGGAUCUCACUGACGGGACUGGUCAACAUGUUGAUUCCGAGUUUAUGGAUGGAUCGUCUUACAAUGGAUACGAAUCGGUGAACAAAUUUGCAGGUGGCAGCGAUUCCUACCUGACCAUCAGUGGGCCUGGUCAUCAUUUUCUUUCAUCUGAGCAAACAUUUCAUACGCCCAGUCUGGGUGAUGAGGAAUUUGAAAUCCCACCCAUCUCCCUGGAUCCAGAUUCUGCCCUCACUGUAGAAGAUGUGGAGGCUCAUUUUGGAGAGCUGGCCGAACAGGCUGGGAGGUCAAGGUCUCACAGUAACAGUCUCAACAGUAAUGCUGUGGUGGUAGGGGGGAACGAUCCAUCUUUUGCAUCCGCCUUCAUGAAUCCAUCAUCUCAGGGGAUGGAUCACCUAAGUUUGGGUGUGAUUAACCAAUCGGGGGAAAGUGCUCUACUUGGCUCAACGCUGGGUGUGGAUCUUGGCCAUUCUGUUGGCUCUCAUUUCAAUAGUUCCUCCUCCAUGACUAUUGAUAUUCCAAUAAAUGAGAUGAGCCACAGUCUCCUAGGACACAACCAGCUCACUACUAUAGACCAUUCAGAUCUAAGUGCUCAAUUAGGACUCAGUCUCGGUGGUGGAGGCAGUGUGUCAAAGUCACCUGAUCAGCCGCUGUCAGCUACACCAUCUCCAGCCAGCUCAUUGCAGGAUGAAGACAUGGAAGAUUUCAGACAAACCAUGCUGGUAGACUCCUUUUCAGCCUCUCCAGCGAUCAUAUCGCAUGUCCCCAACUUGACACUUUCCACGCAGAUCUCCACCGCCCCUCCAGCUAUUGUGAGGAGGGUGGGUGGCAAGCCGGCCAUGGUGCCUGGGAACAAUGUAGACGUGGCAGUGGCACCUGGAGCUAAGAAGGGCAGGAAGAAGAAAGAUCCUAAUGAACCGCAGAAACCGGUAUCAGCUUAUGCUCUGUUCUUCAGAGACACCCAGGCGGCCAUUAAAGGUCAAAACCCAAAUGCCACAUUUGGGGAGGUGUCGAAGAUUGUGGCGUCCAUGUGGGACAGUCUUGGGGAAGAGCAGAAACAGGUUUACAAGAAGAAAACAGAAGCAGCCAAGAAAGACUAUCUGAAAGCGUUAGCAGCCUACAGAGCAAAUCAGCUAUCGAAGCCAUCUACCGAGGUGGAGGACAAUGCUCCCACCACUCCUCCAUCAACUCCCAGUCCCGCACCCAUCUCUACCACCCCAACUGCUCCUGCCCGCCCCGCACGGGUUCCGCCCAGCCCUGACCAGAACACCAUCACCAACAUCUGCGCGUCCAAUAUCAUCCUCGACCUGCCUCAAGUCACCACCCGUUCCCGCACGGGGUCUUUACCCAUGGCCAUCGGUCAGCCCCCUACCCCUAACCCCAGCCCAGCACCGACCAUCACCAAAAUCAUCAUCUCCAAGCAGAUGUUACAGGGAGGUGCUCAGCUCCACCAGAUACCCACUUCCAUGGUGACGGUGAUCCCAGCUGGGAUACGAACCAUGCAGCAGUCUGCCGCCCGGCAGCCUCCACCACUGCAGCAGAUGCAGGGCACCCCUCCUCCACCACGUCUGCAACAGAUGGUACAGACCCAAGCCCCGCCCCCUCUCCAGCCCAAGCCCCACGGGGGGGUGGGAAGUUCAGUGGCUGUCACUGCUACGCCUCCGCCACCUCUCCAGAUAAAGAUUGUGCCUGCUUCAUUACAUUCUAACUUGUCCGCACCUAUUAUUGUUACUACAGCGACUAGCGUCAACCCUGUUAUUUCCUCAUCCACCAUCGCUGCUUCGGCACUUCCCACACCUGUUGAGCUUCAGGUGGAGCAUCCUAGCGAGCAGUUGGUCACCGCGGAGAAUGAGGUUGUGACUGAGGAACUUGCUUCAGAGGAGAUGGAGAUGGAGGUCAGUGUUGCUCCUGCAGCCUCCUCCUCUGCUCCUACUUCUAAUCUCUGCGUUCGAGCCGGAUGCACAAACCCGGCUGUGGAGAGCCGUGACUGGGAUAAGGAAUAUUGCAGUAACGAGUGUGUGGCCACACACUGCAGGGACAUUUUCAUGGCUUGGUGUUCAAUUAGGGGCCAGAACUUCGCCACCGUCAAAUAAAUGAAAUCCUGUGGGUUCGGGGUCUUCACUUACCUUCAUAUGUCUUCUGUCAAGAGAAAUUUCUGCUGGAUCUACUGAGUGAAAUGUAGUAUUUGUUGUAAAUAUAUUUAGUGUAAAAAGCUCAUCAGCAGUGGGAAAAGAGCAUCAUUUAUUGUGUUGUAAACGUACAGACACUUCAUUUGUUAGAGUAGUAAUCCAAGGCAGCCAAGUCUGUUUUGGUUCAAAUAUAACUGAUUAUGCUUUGCGAACCACAUGUUUUGGCUAAAUGCUUUGUUUCAGAAGAUAACCUACAUUUUGAGUAUUGUACUUUACUUGGACCUUCAGUGAUUUAUAUAUACAUGACUUGUAUUUGGGUUUAAAGUGAGACAAAUCUGAAGCAUUUCAAUGGCAUAAUUGUGAAAGGUCUGAGAUGUAGAAGAAUUGUGAAACGUAUGUAGUCAAAGGGUAAAGUUUACCAAAAAAUUAAUAUUCUCUCAUUAUUCAUUUCCAUAGUAUUCAUUUUUCCUACUAUGUAACCAAAUCAAUCGGUCCCAUUGACUUCCAAAGAAAUGAACUGAGGUUUGUAACAACAUUAGAGUAAAUGAUGACUAUUUUAAUUUUUAGGUGAACUAUCCCUUUAAUCUGCGAUUAUGUUUUGUUUUGUUAAAAGUACCUUCGAUCUGUCUGUGAGUAGAAUUUUUUCACCUUUGUUUUGGAUAAAAAAUAGUUUUGCUUGCUUUUUUAAUGGUGUUACAAAGGUUACUUGAGUAUUAAUAAAGGGGCAGCCAAAAUGGAUGAAGUUUCAAUAGUUGUUUGCAAUAAAUUCAUUUCUAAUGUGAGCUUUUUAUGUAACCGUGCUAAGAAAACUGCAGAGGUCAGUGCUGGUAAAAAUUUCUUGACUAUUGAAAGUAGUCGAAGGACUAGUUAUCACAAAAAUAGAUUUUUCAUUCACUUAUCAUUGUGUCAGUUCUAAUUUGUACGACUUUCCUCUGCCAAACAAAAAAUAUAGUUUGUGUAUAUACAAUAAAGUAUUUUCUAGACAAAUAAA
Messenger RNA from Paramisgurnus dabryanus, 3903 nucleotides. It is a transcript of the gene tox4a, whose product is annotated as TOX high mobility group box family member 4 a. Gene Ontology annotation, cellular component: nucleus. The record is from RefSeq and is a predicted model, not a curated record. Gene Ontology annotation, biological process: regulation of transcription by RNA polymerase II. Gene Ontology annotation, molecular function: chromatin DNA binding. NCBI's taxonomy places the organism in Eukaryota, Metazoa, Chordata, Actinopteri, Cypriniformes, Cobitidae.